Molecule: messenger RNA, 864 nt
Organism: Drosophila kikkawai
Lineage: Eukaryota; Metazoa; Arthropoda; Insecta; Diptera; Drosophilidae
Source: RefSeq, a predicted model, not a curated record
AAAAGCAAUUUCAGUUGGAAUUGCACACAAAUCGGAAUAACAACGUUGAGCAAUGCGAGCGGAGUAUUAUUUCUUAUUUCUGCUGAUAGCUGGCUGUCAGAGUCAUUCGGUUUUUGAGAAGAUUGGUGAUGGCUAUUACUUUAUAGGCAGUGAAAAGACAGCGGAUCAUUACUUUGACUGGUUUAUUGCGAGGCGAGCUUGCUGGCGAAACGUAAGUAACCUAGUCUCUGUGGAGACGUCGGAGGAGCUGACAGCUCUUGAAGAUUACAUCGUAUCCAGGGGCUAUCCUGAUGGCAGCACCUUCGCCACCUCGGGCCACAACUUCUACAGCCAACCGCCCUUCUCUUGGGAGGGCUCUAAUAAGCCUGUAAACUUCGCCCGCUGGGCUCCCAAUUCCAAGGUUUUCGUGGAGAAGAGCUAUCUCUCCCUGGAACUCAUCAACAGCUCGCUGUACAUGCGGCGAUCCUAUGGCCUGGAUGACUACUUCAUCUGCGAGUAUAGGCUCUCGGCGAAUCAGCUUUGGCUGUACCUGGAUCCCACGACCAGGAUAGGGAUUGUGCUUGUCAUCGGAUGCUUAGCAUCUCUUGGUCUCCUGAUCCUUUUGCAUAGAUGGAUGCCAAGAAGGAAACCAGUCCAAAGCCCGGAUGACAAAGAAAGUCUAAUAUAAGAAAAAUAAAGUCAAUAAUAAUUAUUGAUUAUUACAAUUAUGAUUAAAAUCAAUCUUCCUGAUAUUAUUGUUAUAAAAGUAAAGAUAUUCAUUUCAUCAUUAUUAUUGUUAUUAUUAAGCACUUAUUCGUUGUAAAUGAAUUGUGUUUUGUAAAUACAUAAACUCUCUGUGGCUGCCACAUGUGGGUUCUCAAUUUA